This is a messenger RNA of Drosophila subpulchrella, 1884 nucleotides long. RefSeq lists its product as uncharacterized. Bases 252 to 1745 code for a protein of 497 amino acids. The record is from RefSeq and is a predicted model, not a curated record. The transcript has a single exon. Gene Ontology annotation, biological process: negative regulation of phosphatase activity. Lineage: Eukaryota; Metazoa; Arthropoda; Insecta; Diptera; Drosophilidae. Gene Ontology annotation, molecular function: phosphatase binding.
CUAAGUGUGUAAUCUGAAAGAAAACAAAAGGCUCACCAUGGAAAUAAUUUUUGGGAGAAGAACCAAGCUAUACUCGGGCUCUUAAAAUAAUAUAAGUCGCAGCAGCAUCCGAAAGGAGAUUCGGAUGUGGCUUUCGAAAAUAAUUACUCAUUCACCACAACUCAAACCAUAGACGUCACAUCCACACCGACUUCUCACAGCUCCUAAUUAAAUACCUGCAUACAUUAAUACCACUAUAUUACCCAAACAUAAUGAAACGCAUCCAUGUGGAUAACUACGCCCCAAAGUACUACAGUGGCAAGUGGUCAUGGGAUUCGGAAAAAGACUGCCUCCACUUCCAGGCACACAACGAUCUGGAGAACGCUCGGGAGCGCUUUAUAACCACCAACGGCUUCAAGUUCCUGCGCACCAUUGACCAGGAGGAAGAGCUCAUCUUCCGGCAGGAGUAUGUGCGACCGAAGACCAACACCAGUGACACUGUGGUGAUCACAGAUAUUAGAAAUUUGGUGCUCUUCCUGAUGCCUCGAGAAUUUUUGUCCUACAGAUUCGUACAGUUCAUGCACGAGCGGGAGGUGCUCCACGUAAUCCACUCCUUGAUAAUUUACUUUGAGUACUAUUUACGCCUGGUGGAGUUUGUGCUUAUUCGCCGUGAUGAACUUUCCGGUCAGAUGGCCCAAGUCCAGAGCGAGCAGACCAGUGACAUGAAGCGAACAUUUUCCGUUUACUUAAGUCAGUACCGUAUGCUCGUGGCCCGCAAUUACUGCCUCAUCAUCGGGGGCGAGGCCAACAUGUCCAAGUUCUACCACAUGAAGCCUAUUUCCAACAUUUCAGCAACGAUCCACGAUAAGUGCUUCCAUGAGCAGUUUCUGGCUGUGGCCAUUCAAAUGGUCUGGAUCUGCAUGCAUCGCAGGGCGUACUUUAUCAUAGAAAUGGAAAUGAAUCGGCUCUUCCGGUCGGAGCACUUUGUAUCCGCCCGUCCUGAGUACCUCAACUUCACGGAAGCAGAGCGCAGUCUUCUCUAUGGCAGAAACAAGAAGAACUGUAACUACCGAGUUCAGGAAUCGCCACUGAUCCAGGAGCUGAAACUGGUGCCAGUGGAGGAUCUGCCCAUCCUGUGGAUAGGGGAGCGCAAGUACAGAGGAUCCGAUGUCCGCAUUGCCGAGAUGGAGUUGGAGUACAUUGUGCCUGGAUCACAGCUCCCCCUGAUUGACGUAUCCCAUGGCAUUCUCGGCCAUCCAAAGGCGCUCUACAAUACGCUCCUGAGCCUCGAUUGGCCGGCUGUACGGUACUCAAACUUCUCCGAACAAUACGAUCCGUACCAGAUUAUCAGGCGACCUUACCUGAAAAUUCCCAAAUUAGAUGAACUUCAGAUGCGAAAGAUGAGCGAGAACUAUGAGCACUUUUACGAGAUUAGUAGAGUUUUUGAGCCCUACACCCACAAUGAAAUCACCAAGUGGGUCAAACGAGACCUCACCAUCAAGUUCUACCGGUCAGGAGGUCUGCUCACGAAUGUGGUAUCGCGGUGUGAAAAGGAGUUGGCUAGCACAUCCACGGGUCCAAGGGUCGAGAUGAUCAUCUCCAACUACUUCAAGGUUAUAUCCAAAAUACGCAAGGGUGAUAAAGACACGGACAAAGAAAAAGAUAGCUUUUUAAACGCACGUUCUGGCAGUAUGGCAACGCGCUUUAGUGUAGGUAAAGUGACAAAAAAAAGUUCAGUAUCGGGGGGUCACAGAAGUAUCCUUUGAACAGAUCCGGUUGAAAAUAGUUAAAGGGACUUCGAUGACACCCCAAUUUCGAUAUUUUGAAACUGAAAUUUUGUAUCCAAUUGUACCAUUUCCAUGCAUAUGUGCGAAUAUAUAUAAACUCAAACAUCAAGUGUUAAGC